Molecule: messenger RNA, 1767 nt
Organism: Caenorhabditis remanei
Lineage: Eukaryota; Metazoa; Nematoda; Chromadorea; Rhabditida; Rhabditidae
Exons: 8
Coding region: 1-1767 (588 amino acids)
Biological process (GO): dopamine catabolic process; norepinephrine biosynthetic process; octopamine biosynthetic process
Cellular component (GO): secretory granule membrane
Molecular function (GO): dopamine beta-monooxygenase activity; copper ion binding
Source: RefSeq, a predicted model, not a curated record
AUGCAGCGUGCAAGUGCGGCCGCUCUUCUUUUCUCCGUCGUCACCUUAUGUGGCUUUGUGCAUAUCCAUGGAGGCGAGAUCGUGGCGGAACUUCAACAUACCAACAUCACUGUGCAUUGGUCAACCGAUUAUGAACACCAACUUGUUGAUUUUGCGGUUUACUUCGGAGUGAAAACACCGGAUGUUGUGUUUCUGGGAUUUUCGGAUUUUGGAGAUAUGAACAACACGGAUGCUAUGAUCUACCAUUACGGAACAAAUCAAAUCAAGGACUCCUACACUGACCGUAAUUACAAAAUCAUGCCGGAUAUCCAACAAGAUUUCAUGAUGAUUCGUAAACGAAAGGAUCACAUUAUUUUCAGAAGAAAGUUGACUACCUGUGAUUCUAGAGAUUAUGCUUUCCAGCCCGGGACCACACAAUUCUACAUUGCUGCUUCGUUUGGACACAAAGAUUUGUUUGAUAUCCGUGACAAGAGAUGGAUUGUGGACAAAAAAUUCGGAAAAGUUAUCGAAGGGCCAACUGAUCGGUCCAAUAUCGAGGAUGAGCCAACUUCUCUCGAGAAAGAUGUGAAAGUUGUAAUUGUCAAUAGCAACAACCCGGAUCCAGUACCAAAUGUGGAGACAACUUACGAGUGUAUCAUUCGGAAAAUGCCAUUCGACACUAUCCACAACAUGUAUCAUGUAGUCAGAAUGGAGCCAUACAUCACACCUGGAAAUGAGCAUUUGGUGCAUCACAUGGAGGUUUUCAUCUGUCGUGAUGAAGUGGAGGAGUGGAGUGGAAACUGCAACGACCCGAAGAAGCCAGCCAAGGCAAAGUCUUGCAGUCAUGUGAUUGCUGCAUGGGCUAUGGGAGAGGGACCGAUUCAUUAUCCAAGAGAAGCAGGACUCCCAAUCGGAGGGAAAGGAAAGAAUGAAUACGUGAUGGUGGAGAUCCAUUAUAACAACCCGGAACUCCACAAAGGUGUUAUGGAUUCUUCUGGUUUUCAAUUCUUUGUCACUGGAAUGCUUAGAAAGUACGACGCUGGAAUCAUGGAGCUCGGUUUGAUCUACUCAGAUGCCAACUCAAUCCCUCCAAAUCAGAAGGCUUGGGCUAUGAAUGGAUACUGCCCAUCUCAAUGCACCAAAAAUCUACCCGAAGAAGGAAUCAACAUCUUCGCCAGUCAGAUGCAUGCUCAUCUCACCGGAAGAAAGCUGUGGACCUCUCAUUACCGUAACAAGGUUCAAAUCGGAGAUGUCAACCGUGACGAGCACUAUUCUCCACAUUGGCAACACCUCCAACAGCUCCGCCCGAUGGUUCGUGUGAUGCCAGGAGAUACAUUGGUGACAACAUGUGUUUAUGACACUAGAAGACGUUCGAAAGUCACUUUCGGUGGAUACGGAAUCACCGAUGAAAUGUGUGUCAACUACAUCUAUUACUACCCGGCGUCUGAUGUUGAAGUUUGCAAGUCAGCGAUUUCCAACAGCACACUGAGAGCUUACUUCUCACAGAGACACGGCAUGGACGGAAAAAUAAUGUCAAUCUCUGAAAUGUACAAUGGUGUUAAGAACUGGGGAAACGGUGUCGAUGAAGAAUUCUACAAUGUGUUGAAUGUCGGGAAUAUGAACAUGAACUGCUUGAGACCUGAUGGAGAACCCCAUCAAUUCAACUCUAAAGACACCCGCCAAAGCUGGGAGCACAUGGCGAGACCACGCCUCUUCUCCGGAUCAUUCAUCAGGACCAGAGAUCGUUUCCAGUGUCCAGCUAUCAAUGACAUGAUUAAUUUUGAGUGA